AUAAACAGUGCAAAGAAUACAUUUUACAAAAUGAUGGUGUAAAACUGUUAACAGAUUGUUUAUCAAAUCACAAUGAGGAAGUUGUCCUUUCUGCUAUAACAACAUUAAUGUUCUUGGUCACACCAGCUUCAAAACCAGAAAUAACUGCACCUGAAAUAGUGGCAUGUAUGCAGCGAUUUUCAAGAUCUACAAAUUGUCGUCUCAGUAACUUAGCAACCAUUUUUAUGGAGGAUCAUUGUACUGAAUGGCAACGAAAACAUUGUGUGUCAACAAAACCGGUUGGAAUUCCUUUACCUGUUACCACGCCACCAGAAAAUGAAUAAUUGGGAAAAACCUAACACUAUUUAUGUUUAUGUUAAGUUUAAAUGCCUGACAGUAGUUAAAUUGAUAGUGUUGAAAAUAGUUUUUAAUAAAUAAAAGGAACAUAAUAUGGAA
This is a messenger RNA of Anneissia japonica, 435 nucleotides long. RefSeq names its product armadillo repeat-containing protein 7-like. The record is from RefSeq and is a predicted model, not a curated record. NCBI's taxonomy places the organism in Eukaryota, Metazoa, Echinodermata, Crinoidea, Comatulida, Comatulidae.